Messenger RNA from Mercenaria mercenaria, 3910 nucleotides. RefSeq names its product cilia- and flagella-associated protein 99-like. The record is from RefSeq and is a predicted model, not a curated record. The coding region runs from base 158 to 2167 and encodes 669 amino acids. The transcript is spliced from 19 exons. NCBI's taxonomy places the organism in Eukaryota, Metazoa, Mollusca, Bivalvia, Venerida, Veneridae.
UUCUGUUUCCCAUCAUGCUUGAUCCAUAAUGGCUGACUUGAUACAGCUGCUCGAAGUAUAAAAAGUUUGUUCCAGUACUUUUUCGCUUUCAGCUUAACCGAGUCGCGUGAAUUAUCAUUUACUUGUAGCUUUUGCAUGGAACAUACUUUAUGACACAAUGAAUCACAAGAGCCUAUUGGAAAUCAGUGUAGCUGUACUGGACACUUAUGACAAAAAUAUACAAUCUGUUGACGAACAUGUCAACAGAUGUCUUAAAGGCUACCAGAUCUAUGAUGAAGAUGAACAGACGUUUAUCGUGGAAGUGUUUUCUGGUUGUGUACGAUAUGCCGAGGUCCUUAAUGUCGUGAUGAGAGGGUACUAUGCCAAAGAUGGAAAAUCAGUACUGCGUUCAGAACAAAACCUUUAUGCUGUAUUAGUGUACCUAGCUUUAUUCCGUCUUGAUGAACUGGGCAUGGCAAACUACAGACAGUUUGUUAAAUCACAAGAUAUAAACAGAACGCACAAGUUCCUGAAUUUUUUCUUCAAUGAGAAGAGUAUCACUGGGUGGAUGAAGGAUGAAUGGCAAAAAUAUUACGAACAUGUCUUUGUACAGACCAAACUGGUAUCUCCUCUUAGAAGGUGGUUGCCGGAGCUUAAAGAGAUGGUCAGUCAGAUGAAGGAGAAGAUAGACAAUGUUACAAAGCCUCGACGAAAAGCUCUAACAUCAACUGAAAUUAAGCCAUUCAACAUUACCCAGCCGAGACCAAAAAGUGUUCCAGUCCCUGAACCGAUUCCAAAGCUACAGAAGCACAAACCUCCGCCAGAUACCUUGUACAAACUGCCGACAGAAUUGACCAAGAUAGAAAAAGUGAAACAAGAUAACAGAAGAAAAGCUGAGGAGAGAUUAAUGGAAGCUUCUAGAAAACAGUUUGCAUGUGCUAACCCUGAAAAGUCUCAGAAAACCAAGGAGAAAAUUCACAACAUUCUUACAGAAGAGGAAAACAAACUUGACUUUGAUAGACCAAAGACUAACAAGGCACCAUCUUUCUUGAUGACACCACACUCAAGUCGCUCAACAUCGUCGAGGAAACAUAAUCAAGAAGUCCCUGUAAAGAUGACAGCAGCGGCCAUUUUACGCGAGGGUGCUCUAUAUCAGAAGAGGGAGGCCGAGGAGAUCAGGAGGUUAGAAAAUCUGGAGGCUGGAGCGAAGGAUAAGUCAGAGUUUGAAAAAUGGCAGAAUGAGAUGAAACGGAAAGAUUUGGAGGCUGAGCUUUCUGAUAUCGAGAGGCGCCGCCUGGAGGGAAAACUGAGUCAUGAGGAAGCGAUACUUGCCCGGCAAAAUAUCAUACAAGAAAACAAACAGAGGGUGGCAGAGAUUAAAGAGGAGACCCAAAAAAUGAUGGAGAGAUUCCUUGAAGAGAAAUUCAGAGAAGAACAACAAAUGAGACAACUGGUAGAGGAGACUAUGAAAGGACAUAAAAAUGCUAAAGAAUCUCAGAAGAAAUUACAGGAAUAUAAACAAAAAAUAGUACAAGAGGUAGCAGAGGAGAGCCAGGAGCUAAUGAGGCGCGCCAUCGAGGAGGCCGAGAUCGAGAUGCGUCGAAGGAUGGAGCUCAUACACCAGAUCCGAGCUAUGGAAGCGGUGCCAGUCAUCAGACAGAAGUUUGUAGAUCUGACCUCGGCAGCUGGACACGGACUGCUCAGUGAGAUGUCAAUUGCUGAGUUGAAAGAACGUGUUGCUCUGCUGAAGAACGCCGAGAGAGAGGCAGAGGAGAAUAAACGAGAUGAAAUACUUGCUGACAAAGAGGCAAAAGAUCAAUUGUUACUCGACACAUUAGAAAAAAUUUCCAAACACCGACUGGAGCAAACAAAGGCAGCAGCUAUCAAAUUGGAAUCACGUAAAAAAGGUGAACCAAAGAAGAUGCAGGUUCAGAAUGAAGAAUUGUCAGCAUUGCAGAAACGUCUGGAAGAGAAACGUCAACAGAGAGUACGGACACAAGAAACUUCACGUCUCGUCCCAAAUACUAAAUCUGCCCAGAGAACUAAAAGCCUUAUCACUCAAAAGAAACAUUUGGAAGAAAGCAGAUGGAAGGAGCUGGAGGCAACAAGGGAGAGAACUGCUCAAGUCAUGCAACAGAGUUAUGCGAAAUCUGCCAGUAGACUUAAUACCAUGAUGUCAGUUACAUAACAAAUAUGUGCUUUGUUCCUUUGAAUUGUGAUAUUUUUAUAUAUAAAACAUUUUAUCAUGAAUUAGAACAUAUUUUAUUGUUCAUAAAUUAUCAGUAUUUUUAAUACAAAUAAAUUAUUCUGUGAUAAACUUUUCAUAUAAUUGAUACGUAAGUUUAUAUGUUUACAUAAGUUAUGUUGUUUUGUGUGGGAUUGUUUUGCAUUAAAACAACACCUUCCAGUUUGAAAAUCAUUUUUUUCAACUUUUCACCAUUAUUUGAGUCACGGUGAGAUGAGGAGGCAAAAUUGCAGAGGGCAGGGGCGUGAGGGGAGGGUGGAUGGUCAAGGAUACCUGGGUGAACUGUGCCUGGAGAAACCCAUUUUUGCUCUUUUUUCAGUAACUUGUUGAUGAUUGACAUAACAAACACGCUAUUUCUAAGAACAAUUCAAGUUAAUUUUAUUUCAAAAAGUGGUAUAUAAAUACUGAUUAUAAGGCCUUUGGACCAGUAAAAUUAAUCAUAAUUGAAUCUUUAUUUAGUGAAAGGUAAUAUAAAUGUUAACAUGCUUUUGUAAGUUUACUGAAGGUUUACAAAAUGUACUUUUCAAUCUUUUCUUGAUGAGAAUGCAGUCCAGUUCGCAUGUAUGUUGUAUGCCCUGUGGGUAAAGAUAUUACUGUCUUAAAAUAAUCAUAAUAUGAACUUCACAUAUUAAAGUAAGAUGCUUUUUGUAAUGAGUAUGGUGAAUUUGAACUCAAUGAAAUACGAGUUUCAACUGGGGUACAUACCCUGAGAUACAUACAUUGCUGUUAUUGUAAAAUAAUAGAAAAAUCUAGUAUAAAUUCACCAGAUAAAAUCAGGUUGGCAAACACUUGUGUUUUUAGUUUUAAAGGUUUCCAAAUCUUUCUGAGCUUGUAGAAUUUAAUUUGUCUAAUAUUUAUUUAUUCAAAUCUAAAUUGGCACAGAAUUCUUUACAACAGACAAUAUUCCUAUGUGUUCUGGUCUAGUGUGUUUACUUUAUUACAUGCAGGAUUUGUAUGUUAUAAAUGAGUUGUAAAUGUGUUAUUAUUUCUAUUGUUAUAUAAUGUUGGAAUUCUUGAUACAGGGCAGGAUAUGGAGAAUAAUUAUUUAUACAAUGGGUGAAGUAUUUCCACUAGCAUUGAAAUCUUUCUGUGUUUGUUAUAUACAUACAACUGUGAACAAAAUCCAACACAAGUCCAUUUUCUGUUUCAACAGAACAAUUUCUAGCAUGGUAGACCAUAAUGGAAAGUGUUUCACCUGAAUUGAACCACAAAGAGAAAAGUUUUAUUAAAGGUAGUGGAGCCCUAAUAACACUGGGUCAUUUCCUUGCUAUUACACAAUUUCCCUAUCUUGCUCUGGCAGCCUUCGUUUGUUAAUAUAUAGUUCAAACAAACAAGGUUUUCCAAACCAUGCAGAAACUGCCAAAAUUGCAUACAGGGAAAACGUUCGAUUGUCAUUAUAGGUCUGAUACCUUAAGACUGAUACAGAUCUUAACUUAGAUCAAGUAAACUCAGUUAUAUCAGUUGAUAAUAGAAUCACAUCUGAAUAUUCUGAACAUAAUGAGACAGUUUUAGGUCCUCAUUUGGAGUGUGAAAUGGACAUUAAAUACCUUUUUUCAAGUAGAACUUGUUGGCACUGUAAGAAUUUUAUCUUUAUGUUAUGGAAUUGCAUGUUCAAUAUAUUUAUGUCAUGUUUUAUUAUUGUUUCCAUAUGUGAUCAUUAUAAAAAAAAUAAAAACAAAUAGUUGA